Molecule: messenger RNA, 2113 nt
Organism: Nanorana parkeri
Lineage: Eukaryota; Metazoa; Chordata; Amphibia; Anura; Dicroglossidae
Product: ras and EF-hand domain-containing protein-like
Exons: 17
Coding region: 59-2062 (667 amino acids)
Molecular function (GO): GTPase activity; GTP binding; calcium ion binding
Source: RefSeq, a predicted model, not a curated record
UGCUGAUCAGGUAGAGGGGGGAGUCUCAUCUGAUUGUCAGCUCUCCGUCCCGGAGGUAAUGGGCUCAGCCCAUGAUCUGUCCCAGCUCCGGAGCCUGUUCGCCGCCUGUGAUGUGAAUGGCUCCGGGCUGGUGGAGUUGGAGGACUUCGCCGCGGUGUGCAUGGACCUGGGGGUGCAGCCCAGCCUGGUCCGGCCGCUGUUCCGCAGACUGGAUCUAGAUCAGGAUGGCACCAUAGACUUCCAGGACUUCGCCGCCCGUUUCGAGGAGGUCUCCGAAACCCUCAAUCUGUCGGCUCUCCAGUCCGGCGAGCCGUCUCCCGCCUGGGAGGAGCUGGAGAGGAGGCUGGGGGGAGAGACUCGGCACCUGGCCAGUGAUACAAGAGAACAUCUGUGGAACUUGUACCAGGAAAUCCAGGGGGUCCCUGUGCCCGGACUCCUUCAACAAUAUGAAAAGCUGAUUGAAAACAUGUCCUAUGAUUUCCGCACGCAGCGACUUAACACUGAAAAGUUAGAAUCUAUCCUCAAAAGGACUGAGGAGACGACAGCCAUGCAAAUGGGAGAACUUGAAGAAGAAUUACAGCAGCAUUUGGCCAAAGCUGAAAAUCAAAUUCGUGGAGAGCAACAGCAAAGACUUGAAGCUGCUCUACAGGAGUUACAAAGGAAACAUGAGACUGAAAAGUCAGACCUGCAGGUCAGGAUUGACAGGAUGGCAAAGAACAAAGAUGAAAAGAAAGCUCAAGAAACCAAAGAAGAAAGUACCAAGCUGAGAAGCCAAAUCUUUGACCUUUCCCAGGAAAAUGAGCACUUGAAAAUAAGCCUGCUAGAAACGCAAACCAACAUCUCCCUUCUACAGACUGAAUUGGACAGGUUGAAGAACGACUUUACUGAUCAGCAGAUUCACCAUGAAAGGGAGAAGGAGCUGCUGAAAACAAUGCUAGAUGAAAGCAGAGGAUAUACUAGCCAAAUUCAGAUACUAAAUGAGGCCAACAAGUCCCUGUAUGACAGUAAUGACUGCAUGCGGUCAGCUCUAUCAAACCUUGAAAAUGAGCGCAAACGGCAUUCCUCUCCAAAUCCGCAGAAGGAGCCACCUGUGAUUACCUAUAGCAGCUAUGGAGGAGACGAUGAUCCAUAUCGCAGAUUUUCUGAUGUAGCUUCAUGGGCCAAUAAAUGCAGGGACAGCGGAGUAUCCCUGCCUCGCAGUCUUGGAUACAGUGAUGUGGAUAGCUACGCCAGUGAACUUGGAAGUGACCACAGUCAGAGCUCUGAAGAGCCCUGGGAAGGAAGUGUUUCUUAUGUGAAUUCAGAAGCAGAGACAGUAGAAGCCAAAUCAGAAAUUGAUGGAAGAACAAAGUGGACCCCAUCUCGUUCUGUAAGCCGCAGUGGUUCUACCGCCUCUUCAAAAAGGCGACUUCCUGCAUUCACACCCAAAAAAGAAGGUCUGGCAUUAGAAGAAGGUUCUCAAUACCCAAGUCCAAUUUAUCGUCUCGUUCUGGCUGGAGACGCUGGGUCUGGGAAGUCCAGUUUCCUUCUAAGACUGUGUCUGAAUGAAUUCAGAGGGGACAUCACCACUACAUUAGGAGUCGACUUUCAAAUGAAGAAACUUCUAGUUGAUGGACAGUAUACAACCCUGCAGAUCUGGGACACAGCUGGUCAGGAAAGGUUCCGCAGUAUAGCAAAGUCUUACUUCCGGAAAGCACACGGAGUACUGCUGAUGUAUGACGUCACUUCAGAAUCUAGUUUCCUCAAUGUGCGUCAGUGGAUUGAUGAUAUCAAGAAUUCGUGUGACAAGUCUAUCCCCCUGAUGCUGAUUGGCAAUAAGACUGACCUGAGGUCAGAAGGUAAUGAAUCGGGAGGAAUCCAGACUUCAAUAGGAGAGAAGCUAGCGAUGGCCUAUGGCUCCCUCUUCUGUGAGACAAGUGCAAGGGAUGGUACCAAUGUAGUGGAAGCAGUUCUUCAUCUUGCUAGAGAAGUGAAGAAAUCGGCAGAUCUGGUGGAAGAAAAAACAGAAGCGGUGACUAAACUCAGUAUUCCAGACAAGAAAAUGAAUUGCUGCAAGAUCUAAAUAUGUCAUUCCUAGACAGAGAAACAUGAAGGAACACAUCACUGUGAUGCU